UCGGUUACCGUAAAAAUUCGGAAAACCAAGCAAUGUAAAAGAAACAACACAAUAUAAUAAGAACGUGUGCGAAAUUUAUUUGUAAAAAAUAUUAAUACUAAAUGGAUAUUUGUUCGUCAAAAAUACUUUGUAUACACGUUGAGUGAUUAGGAAAUAAUCUGAUCGAAUAACUGGGAUGCUGAGGUACCGAUGACAUGUGGGCGACGGUGGAGAGCGGCGGCGCCGAGCGCGCGGCGCCGUGUGCGCGCGGCAAGCACUCCGCCACGCUGCUGGGCGGCCACGUGUACGUGCUGGGCGGGCGCGGCGCGGGCGGUGCCGUGCCGCUGCGCGACUUCUGGCGCUACUGCCUCGCCACGGGGCGCUGGGAGCGGCUGGAGGCGCGCGGAGAGCCGCCGCCCUCUCUGCAGGAGCACAGCGCCACGGCGCACGGCACCCGCCUCUAUGUGUUCGGCGGAGAGGCAGGCGCGCUGUCCAGCGAGACCCCGCUCUGGAUAUAUGACACGGAGAGCCAGAUAUGGCGCAAGCUGGCCGGGCAAGCGGGCCCGCCGGCGCGCGGCCGCGGCGCCCGCAGUGGCGGCGGCGCCUGCGGGCCGCGCGGCCGGCGCGGGCACUCGGCGCACGCGCUGCGCGACUGCCUGCUGGUGUUCGGCGGGUACAAGGACCUGCGGGGCUCCACCAACGAGCUGUGGGCCUUUCACUACGAGUCGGAGAGCUGGCAGCAGGUGCGCACGAGCGGCGCGGGCCCGGCGCGCCACCGCCACGCCGCCGCGCUGCACGCGUGCCGCCUCUACGUGCACGGCGGCCAGAGCGACCUGCGCGCCUGCGCCGACCUGUGGCACUACGACACCCUGUCCCGCGUGUGGACGCAGGUGCGCACGCCACCCAAAUUGUCUCCGAGCGCACGCAGCGGGCACGCCGGCUUGCGCGCUGGAGCACAUCUGUACAUCUUCGGCGGAGAGACCAACGGGCACCCUACCAAUGAGUUGUGGAGGUUCCACUUCGCUACUGAGACAUGGGAGCGUAUAGUGCAAAGCGUCAAGUGGCCAUCAGCGCGCGUCGACAGCCGGGCUUUGCUCAUCGGCGGAGCGCAGUCGGGGCGCGUGCGAAGUGCGCCCAUAGCCCCUCUGGCUAGAACCGAGAGCCAAAGCCGAAGCAGAGCUGAAGCACCCGCGGGAUUCCUACGGGAGAUAUCUAAGCUAUCCAGCUUUCACAUCCGAAGAGCGGCUCGUUGCUCCUAUACAGUACUAGCCGGAGAUCAAGAUUCCACGGAAAGUCUGGUCAGGACUGAACACUCCUCCCUAUCCAAGUCUCGCUCGGCCUACGUCAUCGACGAAAGGCAACCGGCCGACGGCGACGAAGGCUCGCGCAGAGACGACGACACCGACGGGCGGCGAUCGGAGCUCUCCCGCGAACCGAUCUCGGUACCUGACUUCGCCGACAUGAUCCUGCCCACGCCGGUGCUGACACCCGCCGAAGCGACCAAACUGGUCUAUCUAGACUCUGACGAGGAGCAGGAUGUGAAACGAGAAAUAGCGGCGAUGAAACGUAGCACAAACGGAACUGCUACGAAGAACAAAAUCGUGCCGAUCUCCAAAUCGGCGUCCGUCAAAUUCACCAGAGAACCUUUCACCGAAACGACCAUUACGACCGAAGAUGAAGCAGACAUGUCUACCUCCGACUACGCCAGCGCCGAACGAGUCAACCGCCUGUCCGGAGCAUCCUCGGGCUUUAGUAACCCUCAUUAUUUAGGUCCGGAUAUAAGGAACUUAGGUUCCGCGCUAACCCCGGAUUCGGGCGUGGGUCCCGGGGACAUAGAACUGCAAGACUUGGGCGAGAGGCGAGCUCGGAGCGCUUCGAGAAACGGGGAGAGGCAAUUGCAUUUAUUAUUAGUAGGAGGCAAGGAGCCGCCGCAUUUGGCUUUGCUGCAAUGCCCUCUGUCGAUGUGGAGUUUCAAACUGCUGUAGGUCAUUGUGUACUCUCUUGUCGAUGUGGCGUUGCGACUAAUGUGGAUUUUACUACUAUUGAUGAUUAGUAUUCUCUGGAGAUAAUUGAUUAGCCUAGUGGUAAAAUCAUUAGGAUAUGCGGACUUUUGUUUGCGGUAUAUGUCUAACGGACGAUUACAAAACAUCCAGACAGAUGGACUUACAUCCGGAGUCCGGAUAUGCUCAGCCCACUGUAUACAAAUGUAUUAAUUAGGUGUAAUUUAGAUUAUUGACGUCCAUUUAUAGAAAUAGGGAGUGAGAAUCCUUUACGCGGUUUAUAUGUACCUACACUAAUGUGUUACCUUAAAAUUAACUAAUGAUAACCAGUUAGCCCAGCGACUUAUAAGAAAAGGAAGGUAGUUAUAUUCAUUACUGUAAUUAAGUAUGAGUUUACGGAAUAUGUCAUAUUUUUGCACGCUUUCUGAUUGAUACAUGAAUUAGCAAUACCAAUUAUUAGUUGGCCACCCUGGCCGCAUCGCAGUGCUGUGCGCUGGGAGAAGAACAGUAUGACGCGGCGUUUGGACACGCACAGAGGAGACUCUCUGAUUAAUUUGUUACUAGUUAUUCUUGAGGUGUUGCUUUGUAGAUUUGGUAUUUCGUGCUCUGGAGUUAGACGUGGUCUGCAGCCAGCCUUGGAUAUACGAUAUUCCCGCCAGGGUUAAAAAAUUGGUAUUAGCUCUACCUUAAGAAUAAAAUAAAACUCAAUAACAUUUACAGGUAAACCUCCACAUAGAUCCGAGGCUAUCUACCAUUUCGCUAAGUAAUUACAUUUGAUAUAUUUUUGAGAGACUAAUGUAAUUAGACUCUAGAUUCCAAAAUGCCCAUUAUUAUUAAGAAAUUUAUGUAUUAAAACUUGUAUUAUUAUUUCUUAUGUAGACCUACUUAUUAACUUCAAAGUCGUAUUACUCCUUGAGAG
Pararge aegeria (speckled wood butterfly) is the source of this 2898-nucleotide messenger RNA. RefSeq names its product tip elongation aberrant protein 1-like. NCBI's taxonomy places the organism in Eukaryota, Metazoa, Arthropoda, Insecta, Lepidoptera, Nymphalidae. Gene Ontology annotation, molecular function: protein binding. Gene Ontology annotation, cellular component: Golgi apparatus. The transcript has 7 exons. The record is from RefSeq and is a predicted model, not a curated record. The coding region runs from base 195 to 1964 and encodes 589 amino acids.